This is a messenger RNA of Arabis nemorensis, 615 nucleotides long. The record is from the annotation of a GenBank genome assembly. Lineage: Eukaryota; Viridiplantae; Streptophyta; Magnoliopsida; Brassicales; Brassicaceae.
AUGGCAAGAGCAUUAGCAGCUCCGGAUACAGAGCAUCCAAAUGGAACCGAAGGUCACGAGAGCAAAGGCAUGAGUGUUAUGCAACAACACGUUGCUUUCUUCGAUCAGAACGACGACGGAAUCGUCUAUCCUUGGGAGACUUAUGCAGGAUUUCGUGAUCUCGGUUUCAACCCAAUCUCCUCUAUCUUUUGGAGCAUUCUCAUAAACUUAGCGUUUAGCUACGUUACACUUCCGAGUUGGAUACCAUCACCAUUAUUGCCUGUCUAUAUCAACAACGUACACAAAGCCAAGCAUGGGAGUGAUUCAAGCACCUAUGACACCGAAGGAAGGUAUGUUCCGGUUAAUCUCGAGAACAUAUUUAGCAAAUACGCGCUAACGGUUUCGGAUAAGUUAACAUUCAAAGAGGUUUGGAACGUAACCGAGGGAAAUCGAAUGGCAAUCGAUCCGUUUGGAUGGCUUGCAAAUAAGGUUGAAUGGCUAUUACUCUAUAUUCUUGCAAAAGACGAAGAAGGGUUCUUGUCCAAAGAAGCUGUGAGAGGUUGCUUUGAUGGAAGUUUAUUUGAAUAUUGUGCUAAGAAGAAUAAAGAAAAGACCAAUUCUCGCAAACAAGACUAA